Rotaria socialis is the source of this 879-nucleotide messenger RNA. The record is from the annotation of a GenBank genome assembly. Lineage: Eukaryota; Metazoa; Rotifera; Eurotatoria; Philodinida; Philodinidae.
AUGCAUACCUUUUUUACUUUAUUACAAUCGUCGAUUAUGCACCGACGAGUAUCAUCACGAAGGAUGGUGAGUUCGUUCAUUAAUUUUACCCUAUUACCACGAGACAUUCAAGCUUAUAAACGUGAUGGUGUCAUUUGUCUACGUGGUGUUUUGUCACCCGCUGAAUGUGCUGAAAUGUACCAAGCAUCUAUGGAAUUUAUGAUAGAAAAUAAAGGUCGCAUUCGUUAUGCCAAAGAUGACAAACGGUUUUUCAGUGCUGGCUUCAUGUCCGAUACAAUUCCUAUGUUUGAAAGAUUCGCAAAGCAUUCACAAUUACCAUGUAUCGCCGCUCAACUCAUGGACAAUGUGAAAAUGGUAAGAUUUUUCUACGAUCAAUUAUUUAUCAAAACACCUGGGGCACAAGCUCGAACGGCAUGGCAUAACGAUUUAUCGUAUUGGCCAUUUCGUGGAAAUGAUUUAAUAUCGAUAUGGUGUGCACUGACACCGGUUACGAGAAAAUCAAGUGGCAUCGAAUAUAUCCUCGGGACACAUCUAAAUAAAAUUCUCUAUCGAGCAAUAACACCGGAUGAGGAUGAAAAAUUUAUAGAUCCUAGUCGAGUGGCAUGUCCAGAUUUUAGUCAAAAUCCAAGCAUUCUAUCAUGGGAUAUGGAAGCAGGUGAUGUUCUUUGUCAUCAUCCACUGACAGUUCAUGGAUCGGGUGCUAAUAAUUCCUUGACCGAUCAACGUAUAGGCUUGUCAUUACGCUACCUGGGAGAAGAUGUAAGCUGGUAUCCGUCGAAUUAUGUAAUGCAAAUUCCACGAGAUUUAAAGCAGCUAGUGGUUGGAGAGUAUCCAGCAGAUGACAAAGUGUUUCCACCGAUCUAUAUCCACAACGACUAA